Molecule: messenger RNA, 2361 nt
Organism: Neomonachus schauinslandi (Hawaiian monk seal)
Lineage: Eukaryota; Metazoa; Chordata; Mammalia; Carnivora; Phocidae
Gene: CASS4
Product: Cas scaffold protein family member 4
Exons: 6
Coding region: 1-2361 (786 amino acids)
Biological process (GO): cell surface receptor protein tyrosine kinase signaling pathway; cell migration
Cellular component (GO): plasma membrane; cytoplasm
Molecular function (GO): protein binding
Source: RefSeq, a predicted model, not a curated record
AUGGGCUUUGCCUUUGCCGGGAGUUUACAGCCGACACUCUUGGCCAGAGCACUUUAUGACAACCACCCAGACUGCUCCUACGAGCUGGCUUUCUGCAGAGGAGACAUCUUGACCAUUCUGGAACAAAACGUGCCAGAAAGCGAGGGCUGGUGGAAGUGUUUGCUCCAUGGAAGGCAAGGUCUGGCCCCUGCCAACCGCCUCCAAAUCCUCCCUGAGGCCCCCGCUGACAGGCCCUGUCCGCCUUUCCUGAGAGGCCUGGAGGAAGCUCUCGCCAACUCCGAGGAGACCUACCAGGUACCCACCCUGCUCAAGCCCCCAACUCCAGGCCCCGUAUAUGAGCACAUGAAGGGCUGGGUAGAGGGGCCUCCACCCACCACCGCGCAAGUCUACGAAUUCCCUGACCCACCUGCCCACGCCAGAAUCGUCUGUGAAAAGACUCUAAGCUUUCCGAAACAGGCCCUCUUCACCAUCCCCAGACCUGCUUGGGCCUCGUUGCCAAUGCUGCCUUCCCAGGUGUAUGAUGUACCGGCCCAGAGCCGGGGUCCCCCAGCCCUGAAGGAGCCAGAGAAGAAGCUGUUAUAUGAUAUACCCCCCAGCCCCCAAAAGGCAGGACUUGGUCCCUUGGCCAGCCAACCACAUGGGCGGAGUGCUCCCCUGGUGUCGGCAAUCGCCGUGAGGCGAGGCAGCUACAACACGUUACCAAGCCUCCAGAAAUCAGAAUGGAUUUAUGACACACCAGUGUCUCCAGAAAAAGCCAAUGGCAGAAAUGCAUCUUUGAGCAGCUUUGUGGAAGAAUCAGAGCCCCACACUCCGCCCAGGUAUAUGUCCAGCUUCCAGGAUCCUCCAAACAGCAGAGCAAGGUCCCUCUAUCCGCACCUGCAUAAAAAUGUGCCCAUGCAGAAAAAACUCAGCCUUCCAGAAAUUGCUUCUUAUAAAUCCCUGGCACCCAGGGACACAUUUCCCUUGGACGAGGGCACUGGUUACAAGGUGCCUUCAAGCUUUCUGAACCCCCGGGUGGAACAGAAGAACACCAAGCCAAACAUUUAUGACAUCCCUAAAGCGAUGCCGAGCGGCCCCCUGGCUGUGAAGGAGCUGGGGAGAGUCAAGGGGGCUCCGGAGAAUGCCCCGGACCGCAGCUCCUCGUGGUUCUCCGGCCAGGCCCCCUCGCCGUCUCCGGAACCGGACAGGUUGUCCGUUUCCAGUUCUGACAGCAGAGCCAGCGUUGUCUCCUCAUGCUCCUCCUUGUCCACGGACUCCUCGUCUAGCUCCUGCUCGGAGGAGUCAGGAAAGGAGCUCUCCUUGGACCCGGACUUGGCCAGAGAGACGGUAGCAGCUCUGCAGCACGAGGUGGCCAGUUCUGUCGCCAGCCUGAUGCUCUUCGUCAGCAGGAAGUGGAGGUUCAGAGACUAUCUGGAGGCCAACCUCAGCGCCAUCCGCAGCGCCGCUGACCGCGUGGAAGAAGCUUUGAGAGCAUUCCUGGGUUUUGCCCGCGGGGUCCGUGGGACUGCCUGUAACCUCAGCGACACUAACCUUCAGGCCAGAAUUAGGGACCAGCUACAGACCAUCUCCAAUUCCUACCAGAUCCUGCUUGGAACAAAGGAAAACCUGGAUAGCUGCAAUUGGUCCUUGGAAGUCCUCGUGACGGACAAAGUCCAAAACAGCCUGGAUGACCUCGAGAGAUUUGUCAUGGUGGCGCGGAUGGUUCCAGAAGACAUCAAGAGGUUUGCCUCCAUUGUCAUUGCCAAUGGGAAGCUCCUUUUCAAGCAGAACUGUGAAAAGGAAGAUACCUUGCAAAUGACCCCCAAUGCACAACUGAAGCUUGCAAAAUGCAUCCAGCUUCCCCAAACGGAAAUUGAAUCAUACCAAAGAAGUGCUCCUUUUAAUGAACAAAAGGAAGGUGAACACUCCCCUGAGCUACUAAAGAAAAACGGGACAAUUAGCUGUGAACUGAAUCCUAGCUCCCCCAUCCCACAGCCUUUGAGUCAGCAGAAUCCCGAGAAGAGAUUCCACCUUUCUGAACACUGCCGGCUCUAUUUUGGGGCGCUCUUCAAAGCCAUCGGCGUGUUUAACAGCAGCCUCAGCAACAGCCAGCCCCCCGAGAUCUUCAUCACGCAGAGCAAGCUGGUCAUCAUGGUGGGGCAGAAGCUGGUGGACACGCUGUGCAAAGAGACACAGGAGAGGGACGUGCGCAACGAGAUUCUCUGUGGCAGCAAUCACCUUUGCAGCCUGCUCAAGAACCUCGCGUUGGCCACCAAGCACGCCGUGCUCAAGUACCCCUGCCCUGCAGCCCUGGGGCACCUCCAGGCCGAGGCCCAGAAGCUGGAGCAACACACUCGGCAAUUCAGAGGGAUGUUGGAAUGA